Molecule: messenger RNA, 1275 nt
Organism: Letharia columbiana
Lineage: Eukaryota; Fungi; Ascomycota; Lecanoromycetes; Lecanorales; Parmeliaceae
Exons: 4
Coding region: 1-1275 (424 amino acids)
Cellular component (GO): Golgi apparatus; TRAPP complex
Molecular function (GO): protein binding
Source: RefSeq, a predicted model, not a curated record
AUGACAAGUCCGCAGCGUCUAGAAGGUAGCUCGACCUCCAAAAGGCAUUCAAGAAAUGCCUCCUACAAUCGAGCUCCCCUCGCAAGACGUAUGACCAAGGGGCCCCUCGAUUCGGACGAUCCUUUAGCUGUCCAAUCUCCUCAAACACCCAGCCAUGUCACCAUUGAAGCCGCGAAUAUCCCUAUACCUACCACAUCUUUCAGUCCAGAGCGCCCAUUCGCUCAACCCGCCGUCACGGCCCCUCCACCCCCGCCUAGCAAGGAUUUCACUUACCUGCUCCGGCCAGACAUCUACCACCCCUUAUCUCAGCUAGAUCUACCCUCUCAAUUCCGCACGCCCAAACGCCAGCCACCUCCCUCCACCCCAACACCGACCCUUCUCGCAAAUCACAAUUUUCGUUCUGCCGCCACAGCUGCAGCUUUACGGCUCUGCACGCCACCUGCGCCCCCUCCCAACGAGCUUUUCCCGCUUCUCUACACCCGUCUCGCCUGUUUGACUCUCAUAAGUCACCUCCCUUUCGCUGCCGAAGAAUCAAAAGCGCUGCAAGACAUCAACAGCCCAUUCUACCGCGACGAAGUUACUGGAAAGAACAUCUUACCGUGGGAGUUGAGGGUUCUCGCCGUGCGGUUACAAGGAGUGGGAUACGGAGAUGGUAGGAGAGGUGUCGGAGGUUAUUACGACCUAGCAAGGGAGGCAAGGGCAGAGGUGAAGAAAGCUGUGGACCCGGAAGAAACCCGAAAAUGGCAGGAGAGAUUGAAGGAACUGGGACUGUGCGUGGCUAACGCAUUGACUGAGAUGGGUGAUGCUGCAGCUGCCGUAAGGCAUUUGGAGAGCUUACGACCUAAAACCGGAAAGGAUGAAGUCCUAGAAGGGCGCCUGGCUCUUCUCUACAUCCACGUUGGAAAUGUGGAUGCAGCACGGCAGUGUCUUUCCGAUACCAGCGCCUCAGACUUGAGACCGUUGCUCAGCAUGGCAGAUGGCCGCUAUGCAGAUGCGGUGGAGGAGUGGAAUGCUUUACCAAGCAGCGAUCUCGCUACACAGAAUUUAGCCGUUUGUCUGUUCUACACUGGCAAGGUGGAUAAGACUUUGGAGCUGCUGGAUCAAUUAGUUGAGAAGGGCAGGAGCUUCCACGCGCUGACUUUCAAUCUAGCGACGGUGUAUGAGCUUUGUAGUGAAAAAGGCAGCCAAAAGAAAGAGGAGCUGGUGGAAAGGGUUUCCAAGCGUAUUGGGGAAACAGGGGGUGGGGAAAGGGGUGUGGCUGACUUCAAAUUAUGA